CUAUAGCUAUUAGGAUUCUACCAGAGUGUUGUGUUUAGGGUUUCUUCGGGGUUCGAAUCAAAUGGCGGAGGAGAGAUUCACGGGUGUGGUGCAAUGGUUCAACAAUGUCAAAGGCUUCGGUUUCAUCAAACCCGAUGACGGUGGUGAAGAUCUCUUCGUUCAUCAAUCUUCCAUCAGAUCCGACGGCUUCCGCACUCUUCUAGAUGGAGACAACGUCGAGUUCGCCAUCGCUACCGGCGACAACGACAAAACCAAAGCUGUCGAUGUCACCGGCCUUAACGGCGCUCCUCUUCAGUCCAGACAGGACAACUACGGCGGAGGAGGCGGUGGUCGAGGAUUCGGCGGCGGAUUUAGAGGCAACGACAGGAGGAACGGCGGCGCCGGUGCUGGUGGUGCUGGAUGUUACAACUGCGGUGAUACUGGUCACAUCGCUAGGGAAUGCAACCGGAGUAAUAACUCGGGCGGUGGUGGAGGUGGAGGCGGCGCUUGUUAUACUUGCGGCGCGUUCGGCCACAUCGCGAGAGAUUGCAUGCGUGGAGGAAACAACGGUGGUGGAAUCGGCGGUGGAAUCGGAGGCACAUCUUGUUACAGAUGCGGCGGGAUCGGACACAUAGCGAGAGAUUGCGCUACUGCGAGAGUUGGAAGCGGCGGUGGUGGCUGUUAUAAGUGCGGCGAAGUCGGUCACAUAGCUAGGGACUGCAGCAUUGAAGGAGGAAGGUUUGAAGGCGGAAGAUUUGGUGGCAACAACAACAGCGGCGGCGGUGGCAAUGGAGGAAAGAAUACGUGCUUUAACUGUGGAAAGCCAGGACAUUUUGCAAGGGAGUGCGUUGAAGCUUCUGGUUGAAGGGAAAAGGUUGAAUAGUACAUAUUCUCUUUUUUUCUUUUUUGCACAUUUUAACUGAUUAUUAGUAUUUCUCUUUAUAUAUUAUUAUUCUUAUAAUUUUGGGUAAGCAAAGUUAUACUACAUAGGAUGCUAUGGUGAUGAUGACUGGUUUUUGUUUUUGGUUCUGACUCUGUUACUGGUUCACAGCCAAUUUGGCUUUCUUUUAUGGUUGAUUUGAAUUUGAAUUUUCAUAACCGAUGAUGCCCUAUUAACCCUAUUUAUGAUUAAUUAA
Messenger RNA from Cicer arietinum (chickpea), 1115 nucleotides. RefSeq lists its product as uncharacterized. The record is from RefSeq and is a predicted model, not a curated record. NCBI's taxonomy places the organism in Eukaryota, Viridiplantae, Streptophyta, Magnoliopsida, Fabales, Fabaceae. Gene Ontology annotation, molecular function: nucleic acid binding; zinc ion binding.